GGCUGGACUGGACAGGGAUUGAGUUACAGACAGGGAAUUGAUGCUGCACAGUGCGAGUGAAAUCAGUGAAGAUCUUUGCUUCAAGUCAAACGCUGCUGGGAACUUGCGCCGGUUGGGAGCCUGUUUCAAAAGAUGUCACAAGGCAACACUGUGUUUCAGCACAAAGCCACAAGGUGUGGCAAUGUGUGCAGCCAGGAGCAACCAAAAGAGAGAGUCCUGACAGUCUGAAGCCAUCGAUUUGUUUCUAAGUUGACAUGCACCCAAAGUAUUGAGACUUAAGUUACAUGAAAACAGUCUUUCCAAGUCACUCGAGGUAAACAUCAGCCCGGAUUGCUCGACUUAUUGUAAAGCUAGAAAUCUGCAGUGAAGAGCAGACAUUUGCAGCUCCAGCAUUUAAACAACAUCUUACAGCCCCCAUGGUGCCCACCAGUUGCGGAAGGCCUCAAGUGUGCCAAUGGAUACUACAUGCUCCAUCUCCAAGGACAUCCAGCUGUAGCCAUGGAAUAGGGGCAGACUUUUGGGCUGAAUGACGUCCCAUUGCCUGGAUCUAUUUAUGGCCAACUUGGUCCGGCCCAGGAGCAGACCUACAUGGAGGCCCUUCGCCACACCGGGUGACCAAAGAUCAGGAGCGUGGGGCUAAAGUGCAGCUAAAACGAUGGGUGAUCAAAGGCAUGGUCAAAGAGCCAGGAUUUAAGCAGCGUCUUAGAGGAGGAGAGUUGGAGAGGUUUAAGGAGAAAAUACUGGAGCUUGGGGUCUUGCCAGCUGAAGACACAACUCCAACAAUGGUGGAGCACAGAAAAUCGGGAUGUGCAGGAAGCCAGGAUUGGAAGAGGGCAGAGAUCAUGCGGAGGUGUAUGGUUAGAGGAGGCUGCAGAGAUAUGGAGGAGGCAUAGAUCAGCUGUACAGACAGUAAACUAUGGUGCAAAGGGAAGACCAUAUCAGGAAACCUUGGACGUGACUCCUGCCACAAUUCAUUGUGUGCUGAAACCGACUGUGGAUGCUGCUCAGCUCCGACCUGCUCCUGUACAAAACGCACACAGCGAGACAUGGGGAAUGAUAGCCAGAACCCCACAUGUCUUACCAAUGAUUCAUUCAAGUACACCCUGUACGGCUCUGUGUACAGUAUUGUGUUUAUCCUUGGGUUGCUGACAAACUGUACCUCCCUGUACUUCUUCAGCUGCAAAAUGAAGAUGCGAAAUGAAACUACAAUCUUUAUGACAAACCUCGCAGUCUCGGACCUCCUCUUUGUCUUUACGCUGCCCUUCAAAAUUUUUUACAACAUCAAUAGGCACUGGCCAUUUGGCGACGGGCUGUGCAAGGUUUCUGGAACAGCAUUCCUUACAAACAUAUACGGGAGCAUGCUGUUUCUCACCUGCAUCAGCGUCGACCGAUUCCUGGCCAUAGUUUACCCGUUCAGGUCUCGGAGCAUUAGGACAAGGAGGAACACCAGCAUAAUCUGCGCAGGGGUUUGGCUCCUGGUUCUCAGCGGGGGAAUCUCUGCAUCCCUGUUCUCCACCACUAACAACAGGGGGAAUAACUCCAGCACCACAUGCUUUGAAGGCUUCUCCAAAGAUACCUGGAAAACCUAUCUGUCCAAGAUCACUAUAUUCAUCGAAAUAGUUGGAUUUCUUAUUCCCUUGCUGUUGAAUCUGACCUGCUCCUCGUUAGUUCUGAGGACUCUGAGAAAACCAGAGACAUUGUCUCCAAUUGGAGCCAACAAAGGAAAGGUGCUCAAGAUGAUCAUUGUGCACUUGUCCAUUUUCAUAAUAUGUUUCGUACCCUACAACUCCAUUCUAUUUAUCUAUGCUCUUGUGCGCUCGCAAGCAAUUGCAAACUGCUCCUUGGAGAGGUUUGCCAAGACCAUGUAUCCAAUCACUUUGUGCCUGGCCACCACAAACUGCUGCCUUGAUCCCUUUGUUUAUUACUUUACGUCAGAGCAUUUUCAGAAGUAUUUCAACAUGAGACCCUGCACCAAGCUUGAUUCCGUUUUUAAAAGCGAAACACGCUUAACGGUCAAAGGGGAGGUACCGGCAGAUGGAGCUAUGGAUUCUGUAAAUAGAAAUGGAGCCAAUAUUCAGUUAGAAUCUCAGUUUUAAGCUUGUGUACCUGAAUGAUAGUAGAUUGACUUCAGGACUUUAAGACAACAACUGCUCCAUAACACAUGCUCUGUGAGGUAACGCUCCAGGAUUUCAGUAGGAAACUGCUGGUGAUGACAUUUGUUGCCUUGCCUUGAAUAGAAUGCAGUAACUUGCUAGAACCAAAACAGCCAUUGGUUGCACUCUGCUACAGAGGAAAGUUUCACCCUCCUGUACUCCGAGCAGGCACGAAUGCCACUAGUUUGGUUCGCUCACAAGCUUUCAUUGGCCGUAAUGAAGAGAAAUUCCCUUUUUUAAAUUCUGAAAUUCAAUUAAAACUGAGAACGUGUAAUCUCUCACUGUUUGCUGCAUUGCUGUUUUAUAAUUCCAUGAACUAGGCAUCUUUUCCGUCAUUCAGUUAAAAUGAAAUGUGGUAAAUUGAAUACUUACGAACUCUGCCACUUUUGCCUUUUGCAAUUCUGGCAUCUAACUUCUAACUCAAAUACCUUGCCAAGCCUUUCAAUUAAUUUCUGCUUUACAAUCAGCAGUAAUCUCUACAUGUAUUGAUUGUGACGUGAACCAUGCUAAGAAUAUCUGCUCUAACAUUCAAACUUAUGUUGAACUAGUACUUAUGAGCAUUGAUGACCAUCACACUUUUGACACACUGUCUGAUUUGGCAAAUAUUAAGGAUGUACUGAAACUAGAGGGCUUCAAACCUUGAGGGGGAAACAUAGCAGAAGUUCGAAAGAAGUUUCCAAGCCUCUAAGGCUUCAGUUAUUUUGGUGGGAUGUAUAGAAGACUAGAGUACAAAUGACUUAUAUAUCGAACCUGAAGCUUGAAAGAGCUACUAUUCUGUGUUGGUAGCAAAUCAUUCUGUUCAGAAGUAGAGCUGCUGUACUGUUUUAAGAAAAUGUUGCUUCAUUUGUUUAUGUGUGACUGCACUUAAUAUCAUGAAAAUAAAUUUGCAUUUCAGUGA
Molecule: messenger RNA, 3051 nt
Organism: Carcharodon carcharias (great white shark)
Lineage: Eukaryota; Metazoa; Chordata; Chondrichthyes; Lamniformes; Lamnidae
Product: lysophosphatidic acid receptor 4-like
Exons: 5
Coding region: 1047-2096 (349 amino acids)
Biological process (GO): positive regulation of Rho protein signal transduction; phospholipase C-activating G protein-coupled receptor signaling pathway
Cellular component (GO): membrane
Molecular function (GO): lysophosphatidic acid receptor activity
Source: RefSeq, a predicted model, not a curated record